Molecule: messenger RNA, 898 nt
Organism: Mercurialis annua (annual mercury)
Lineage: Eukaryota; Viridiplantae; Streptophyta; Magnoliopsida; Malpighiales; Euphorbiaceae
Product: cyclin-D6-1-like
Exons: 6
Coding region: 145-876 (243 amino acids)
Biological process (GO): regulation of cyclin-dependent protein serine/threonine kinase activity; mitotic cell cycle phase transition
Cellular component (GO): cytoplasm; cyclin-dependent protein kinase holoenzyme complex; nucleus
Molecular function (GO): cyclin-dependent protein serine/threonine kinase regulator activity
Source: RefSeq, a predicted model, not a curated record
UUAAUUUCUGACGUGGCAACAUAUCAUUUGCAGCUGCAUAACUAACUUUGGCUCCAAUCUUUUGAUAUAACCAACUGAGAGAAGAGAAGAAAAACAUCACUACUCUCUCAUUUUUUUUCUUUUCUUUCUUUACAAGAAAAUAAAAUGCAGAGUGGUCAGCGAUUGACUCUUUUUGAAAGGAAACAAGUCGAAAAAUGGUUAGCGACGGAACCCGAAUCUUUGAAUGUUAGAGCCAGUAAUGACCCAGAAUUUGGGAAACUCAGAGCAAAGAUUGAACUCUUGAUCGCUGAAAAUGACAAGGAUGCUCAAUUCGAUGCUACCAUUCGAUAUCUGGCUUUGAACUUCUUCGAUAGAUUUUCUUCGAUGGAUACAAUGCCGACAUUGGGGAAGAAAGAUUUUGCUUAUCAUGUUACGGUGCUUGUCAUGAGUUGCCUGCUUAUUGCUUUGAAGAUGAAGGGUGAUUCCUUCAGCAAGAUAAUGAAUCUGAAAAACUGGCCAAAAAUGAAGAUUGAUGAAAAAGAUAUUGACAAGAUGGAGAGUCUGAUUCUCAAAAGAACUGGUCCGCCAGAGGAUUGUGUAAAUGCGCUAUUCUACGUUCCGAGCUUCCUGUCUAUAGUAGAAGAAGGAGCAACGCAGUUCAAAUCAAAUGUGAUUCGCCUGAUAACUCAAUCACAUGGAGCUGUAAAAUUUGUACAAUUCCGGCCUUCAGUGAUAGCAGCAUCCGCGAUUCUUACGAACAUCGAAAACAUCUCCCUUGAAAAGCAUCAUGACUGCAUGAAAAGGUUUACAGUCACAGAUCUCCAACUGAAUAAGGAAGAACUCGAAAGCUGUCAGAAUACGAUGUUCAUCUCCCACUUCCUCCGAGAGACAAGUUGAAUCUGGAAUUGCAGCACAGUCA